AUGGAUGACACAAGUAACAACGAAUACAGCGAUGCGAUAGGCAUCCGAUACAAUUGCUUUCGCCUUGCUGCGAAUGCAGAACAAGCAAAGAUUACUCGACAGAUCUCCUCGUAUUGCUUGAGCGAAUCACCGUCAACUUUCCGCAUCGAAAAAGAUCCCACACUACCAACACAUUCCUUCUCAAGUCUCGCAAAAAGGAACAUCACCGGUGAAGAUUUAUACCUUUGGUCAGCACCGAUUGAUAUCAUCGAACAAUAUCAAAUCUAUUUACAGUCAAAUGAUUUAUUAUUAGCCGAAACCAUCUUCUACAAUUGUACAUUUCCGCGAUUCGGAUCAAUGUGCCAAUACGAAUUGUUUUACCAACACGAAAAUGAUUCAUCCUUAUAUCAGAUGAUUCAUAGUUAUUAUGAAAGUUAUCCAUAUCACUCAACGGAUAUGACGUGUUACGUUCACGUGAAGUGCAAACGUGGUUACCCACCUGCGUGUUUAGAUUGGACGGAGAUUUGUGACGGUAAAGUUGAUUGUCUUGAUGGAAACUAUGAUGAAGAACAUUGUUGGCAGUUGGAACUGAAUCAAUGUGAAGAAAAUGAAUAUCAAUGUACGAUUGGGCAAUGCAUACCGCAAGAAUUUGUUGGAGACGAUUCGAGAACUUUUGAUUGUGUUGACAGUUCAGAUGAACAUAAUAUAUUAGUUCAUAACCAUUUGGCUGAACGCGGCAAUUAUGAACCGGUAUUCGGAUAUGAAGACACCCGAUGUCAGCGUACAUUUUUGACAAGUUCUUGUCUUGAAGAACGCCGAUAUUUACUCGUUCAGUCGAUGUUUUCUAUCAAAGAUGAUUCGAUUUCGGAUAAAUGUUGGUCUGCUUUUAAGUGUUACUUUGCUUUACCGAAUCCAACUUAUCCCACGAUCACAAAAGAGAUUAUCGAUACAGAGUGUGUGCUCACAUUACAACAAGCUUGUCCAGAUAUGCUAGAUAUUCCCAAUACUCCAGUCUUCUUCGGAUACAUUUAUACCGCUUAUAAGAAGAAUGAUCCACCGUACGUCGACAACUAUAUUUUACCGUAUUUGUGCUCGAAUAAAUCCUUCGGCCACGGAUUACUCGAUCUAGUUCUCGAUAUGUCAACGAAUGAAACAACUUGUUUUAGAAUUAAUCACUCAAUUAACAUUAUGACUUUUCAUACAGCUGAUUGGAAUUCGAAGUAUGGAACGCCCAUCAAUGAUAUAUUUCUUCAAAUACGAGAAAUCGAACCGAUGAUCAACUUUCCGCCAAAGCUAUGUAAUGAAUUGCAUUUUUAUCAGUGCAAGAAUUCGUUGAAAUGUAUUCCAUUCCAUCGUUUGAUGAAUGGCGUUCCUGACUGUCCGUACGACGAUGAUGAGAACAUCUUCGAACAUACCAAUGCAGGGCUAUUCGCGAAGUUAAAAUCGAAGUAUUAUAAGUGUUAUUUCAUUGAUAAAUACAUUCCUCACUCAGCAAUUUCAAAUUCUAAGUGUGAUUGCGGACAGUUGGACGACCUUUUCUGUGAAGAUGAACACGUUUUUGAGAAUUUUACCAAGCGGACGAUAUCGUUUCAAGCCAUUUGUGAUGAAUUUCAGGAAUUGUACCCAAUCCAGAUCGAUGGAAAGAACCAAACCGAUGAAACUAAGUGUGAACAAUGGGAAUGCGAUAAUAUCUAUACACGUUGUGAUGGAAUAUGGGAUUGUUUACACGGAGAAGAUGAACUUAACUGUGAUUCCUCACCGUCGUUCUCAAAAUGUUCUUCGGAUUUUCGACUCUGCGUAAAUAAAACGACAUCGGCGUUCACCUGUUUACCAGUUGAGUACAUUAGCGAUGAUAAAGUCGACUGCCUCGGUGGUACCGAUGAACAAAAAUUAUGUCCGGCGACACUGCUACAUACACAACGGCGGUUUUACUGUAUCACCAAUAGCGCUUUACGGUGUCUGUCAUCCGCUCAGCUGUGCAAUGGUUACAAGGAUUGUCUAUACGGAGAUGAUGAACAAUUCUGCCAGCAAAAUCGAUCGAUGUACAUGAGUAUUUGCAAAGAUGAAUACAUAUUCUCAGCUUCCGAUGUGGAAAGAUUCUUAUGUAACAUUUCAGGAGGUACCCAAAGAGCUGCAAUGAAACAUUUUACAAUCAAGGGGUUUUCUCAAUCAUCCGAAAAUGAAGUAGACGAUGAUGAGACCAUCGAAAUAGCAAGUUUAAACAAGUAUAGGCCAAUUCGGUUAUUAGAUGAUCCUCGUUGCUAUCGUGGCCUUGAUGUACGCGUGUGGUUGAACAAAUCAAUUAAUAUCUAUACAAGCGCUUGUCUUUGCCCGCCGAGUUAUUACGGAGAUCGAUGCCAGUAUCAAAAUGAACGCUUAAGUCUAUCCAUUCGUUUUCAUGCAUCUGCUCUAGCAAGACAAAGUCCGUUCAUGAUACUCGUUUCGCUAAUGGAUAAUACCAACAGACGAACGAUUCAAUCUUAUGAGCAAUUCACUUAUUUGCCCAUUCGAGAUUGUAAAAUCAAAUUUAAUCUCUAUUUACUCUAUUCAACUCGACCAAAGCAGAUAAAUAAAACUUACUCGAUACAUAUCGAUAUUUACGAACAGCAUUCAUUACAACAUCGAGCAAGUUUUCUCUACCCUGUGGAAUUCUUAUUUCUCCCAGUUCAUCGUUUGGCAUUCAUCGUCAAAAUUCCAUUUGAGGACGAUGAAUAUUGUACAUACAGAAUCUGUUCAGAUAGGCGAUGCCUUCAUGGACGCUGUGUUCAGUAUGCCAAUACAAAGCAAGCGUUUUGUCAAUGCGAACAAGGUUGGUCAGGCAAGUUUUGUCACAUUCCGUACAACUGUACCUGUUCGUCGAAUUCCUUGUGCGUGGGUACCUUGAACAACCGUCGACCGAUAUGCAUUUGUCCGGAGAAAUACUUCGGCGCUCAAUGUUAUAUUCGAAAUCGAAUCUGUGACAGUUCUCCGUGCCAAAACCAGGGUAAAUGUGUUCCACAUGAUGAUUUUAUGUUAUCGACAAAUGACGAGAAAUAUUUCUGUAUUUGUUCGAAAGGUUUCAGCGGAAAACAAUGCGAACGACGCGAUACUCAAAUUGAUUUGAUAUUUGAUAAAAAUCUUCGUCUCUCUCCUUCGCUUUUCAUUCAUUUCAUAACGAUCGUUCCAAUCUAUCCAUGGAUUCUUAGCAUUCCCAAAUCUUCACCGCAGAGAUUAACGACUUUGCAAACAAUAUCUCAAGCAACGAACUCGUUGAGAAUCUAUUGGUCUCGACCAUUCCAUCUAACGUUCAUCGAAACCUUCGAUAAAACUUAUUAUUUACCUGUUAUUCAACCAGUUUAUAACUAUUCCCAAACAAUCGUGAGAACAGUCGAUUUGUCAGAUCGCUGUCCCCCCGAUCAGUGA
Messenger RNA from Adineta ricciae, 3381 nucleotides. NCBI's taxonomy places the organism in Eukaryota, Metazoa, Rotifera, Eurotatoria, Adinetida, Adinetidae. The record is from the annotation of a GenBank genome assembly.